UUCACUAGGGUGCACAUUUCCAGGCUGGACAUCUGUCGCUUUUUCUCUUUAUCGGGCGGGCAGCGCAGCUAUUGAAAAGAAGCAGUGACCUGUCAGUCUUGACUGAUGGGAGCGGGCCACUGGGAUCGACCCCAUGUGUGGGAAAAUACCUCAGCCAAAGAGCUCCCACAUUCACAUGCUAAUCCUGCCCUUAUAAAUAAGAGGAGAGCAGAGCGCGGAGGCCUUAAAGACGAGACAGAAUCCGCUCCAAGAGAGAACAGGGGAAAGUCGCGGUUCAUAUCCACCAAGCUAGGGAGAUGACGGCCACCGCCGUGACCCACAACGUGGAGAAAUUGUCGAGCGCUAAAGAAGAGAGAAAGCUGAGAAAGCCACUAAUUGAAAGAAAAAGACGAGAAAGAAUAAAUAAUUGUCUCGAUCAGCUGAAAGAAACCGUGGUCGGCGCUUUCCGACUAGAUCAAUCUAAACUGGAGAAGGCUGACAUUCUUGAAAUGACAGUGAAGCAUCUGCAGAAUAUUCAGAGCAACAAAUUCGCCGCUGACUCCACCAUAGGGUUAGAGGCCCAGCAGAAAUACAGCACGGGCUAUAUCCAGUGUAUGCACGAGGUUCACAAUCUACUGCUAACCUGUGAGUGGAUGGAUAAAACACUAGGCUCUCGUCUGCUCAACCACCUGCUCAAGUCGCUCCCGCGUGCUACCGAGGAUACCCAGCCCGCCCUGACGUCAGGGCCCCCGCCUGCUCAGCAAACGCAGGAAAGCUGCAGCGCUGGCCCUGCGGUGCCCUCGAGCCGUGUGUUCAGCGGGGCUGCAGCCAAGGUCCAGGCAGAGCGUGCCCAGCAGAGCACGGGCACCCGCGAUAAGGCGCUCCUGUUACCGGGCAACCAGCUAUUUAACAAUCAGCACAUAGCCACACUUGACAUGUGGCGGCCGUGGUGACGGGGGCAAACGGAGGCAGCCCUCUGGUUUUGUUUUUGAUCUGCGUGUAGACUCUUUUCCUUAUGUAUCUUAUAGAUAUGCUUCUCAGAGCACUUGUGGGGCAGUCCUGUUCCAGAAUAGAUGUGCUGCAGACCUCAGUACUUCCACAGAAGUAAACUUCUUGUAGCCUGCAUUGUAGAAGGCUAUUAUUCAGCUAUUUAUUGUAUUAACUCUUAAUUUAUUUAAUAAUGAAUACUCGCUUUAGAUUAUUUCCUCUCUUUUGUAUGUAAACGUAUUAACCCAAUAAUAAUAAAAUGAAUAUUUAAUCCA
This is a messenger RNA of Brienomyrus brachyistius, 1241 nucleotides long. It is a transcript of the gene her8.2, whose product is annotated as hairy-related 8.2. Gene Ontology annotation, molecular function: protein dimerization activity; RNA polymerase II cis-regulatory region sequence-specific DNA binding; DNA-binding transcription factor activity, RNA polymerase II-specific. The record is from RefSeq and is a predicted model, not a curated record. Gene Ontology annotation, biological process: anterior/posterior pattern specification; regulation of transcription by RNA polymerase II; regulation of neurogenesis. The coding region runs from base 297 to 932 and encodes 211 amino acids. Lineage: Eukaryota; Metazoa; Chordata; Actinopteri; Osteoglossiformes; Mormyridae. Gene Ontology annotation, cellular component: nucleus. The transcript has 4 exons.